Molecule: messenger RNA, 3003 nt
Organism: Diaporthe amygdali
Lineage: Eukaryota; Fungi; Ascomycota; Sordariomycetes; Diaporthales; Diaporthaceae
Exons: 5
Coding region: 1-3003 (1000 amino acids)
Cellular component (GO): cytosol
Source: RefSeq, a predicted model, not a curated record
AUGGCGCUCGGCUCGGUGACAGACGAGCUUGAGCCCAAUUCUCAGAGCAGUACGUCCUCAAACGAGUCAAUAGAGGAGCGAUGUUUUGCCGCCGCCCUCAUAUGCCUCGAAGGCCAUUAUACCGACUCCCCUGCAAUGGGCCCUCAGACCAAUGCUAAGGUCGUCUCCAUGGUAUCACGUACCUUGGAGAAGACUCAUGCGUCAAAAGAAGUCCGAGAGGCUCUGUCCAGGAACGUCGCCAUAUGGAUAUGGCUCACGAGGAUAUUUGCCGCUGCCAUUCCAAAUCUCACCACGCGCUCUGUUGGUCCAUUAGCCAGCUUGAAUGACCCAGACAAGGGCGUGACCCCUCAAGAGAGCACUGCUCUCAUCGUCAAGAAUUACCAGGGCCUGAAGGACGACUUGCAGAUUCUUAACAAGCUGAUGCACAUCGCCCGCAAUCUUCUUGUGACCACCGAGCCCGAGGUGCCUCAGGACUUAUGUGCGGCAGUCCAUUUUGACCAGAUGGUCUACCAGACCAUCAUUCUUUGCGUCAACGUUACGAGCAAGGGUUACGAUGGAGAAGUCUUGGAUGAGAACUCUAGACAGAGACUCAAUGAGAUCACCGAGCUUUACAAGAAGAUCCUCGUCACUUCACUACAACAAGCACACAACUGGACUGCCAAGAACGACAGGAACAAGAUGUCUUUCUGGUUUGACGUAUUGUUUGAUGAGGAUGCCGCACUGGAUGACCCACAGGACGGACUUGGUGAUGGACUAGGCUUUCGAGUCGACGUCGCCAAAACGGAGGUCCAACAUUGGCUGGAACGCAACUCAACAAUGUGUGACACUGCCCGGCGGCUGCUUAGAGACUACGCCGAGAACCGUUCUCAGAAACCUCCUGGUGCAUUGGCACCAAUAUCGCCUUUGGCCUGGAAUUGGCUACCUCCAGGUUCAGUAAAGGUCAGGGCCGACGAUCCGGAGGACAACGACAAGAUCAACCCGCAGUGGAAACCGGAGGAGACAGACAAAUUUGAACAGGAUAGGUGCUAUGGGCGCGUAUCCAGAGAGGUCGACAUGUGGUGGAUCAAAGCACGAGACGCAAACUUCGAUGAUUGGGUCGUACCUAUGCCCUCGGUGGAGUUCGCGCAGAAGCGGACUGAGAACUGCAAAGAGAACCUCGUCAAUCGAUAUGCUCAUCAAUACCGCGCCGAAGACCAGGAAAGACAAGGUUCGCCACAAGAGGGCGUUCACGAAGCCGAUUACGCCGACGAAGGUGACCAGCACGCCCCCGAGGAAUACAGCGAAGAGUAUGCAGACGACAUGGUUGAGGACGAGGACGUGGACGACGACGAUUCCUACGGCGAGGGUCCUAUGACUGGUCUUCUCACCGAAGUGCCUAACAUACUCGAUCCAAAACAGAUCGAGGCUCUGCACAUGAUCGUCAAGUCAUGCAUAUUGGACGCAGCCGGCAGCGGUUGGACGAGGGCAGGCGAGAAUUUGCAAAAGACGCGGUGUCGCAUGUUCUUGGCCCUGGACUGCGGGAAGAGUCUUCUAAGAGAAAUGCUUGUCUUCAUUGCGGUCUGGGAGAAGGAUGAGUCCUCUCUCAUCUUCCAGAUCACGAGCCAAAUUGUCGAAGCCAUCCAUCACAGUGCUCUGAUACCUUACGCGUGGAACAAUCUGAGGAUACCCAAGGAUAUCGUUUCACCAGCUCAAACAAUCCUACUCCGACUCAUCAACUAUAUGUUUCGAGCUCGAAUCAAGAAUCCGCCCGCCGAAGAGAACAAAGAUCAGAUGGUGGCUAUAAGAUUAGUCCACUUCUUCUUCAUCACCUUCAGAAGCCGGAUCGUGCCGGAGUGCGUGGCCCUGAUGAACCUGCAGGCCCAAAUUCGGGACAACGCCAUGGAUCCUGCAGACUUUCCAGUCGACAACUGGGACAUGGAACGUGCUAAGGAUGGUCUGGUCCAAUUCUUGGAUUUUCUCACGACAGUCUCCGACGAUCUCGAAAUGCGAAACAAGCUGAUCGAAUGGGAGGCGGCAUACGAUCUCUUGGCCCUUCUGAAGGGCCUCGAGGCUGGCGUGCCUAAGAAGCCUCUCGUUGAUGUGCCCCAUCGCUCACAACACCGUCCGGCAGAUCCGGCGGCAUCGGCAUCGGCGAGCGAGCACUACGAUGUCAACGACCCUCCUCCCCCUCCCCCACCCCACCCAAACAUUAGAGAGACUCCAUCCGCUCACACCUUCCCGUGGGCCGGUGUCAAGGGCCAGAUCUUGCAGAUACUCGCGGCUCUCCUCCAGCCGCCUUCCGGGCGCAGCAGUCCAGGCAACCCAACGGUGCAGGCGCAGGUCGUACGACACAAUGGCAUAGUAGCCUUGUUGAACUGCUGCACCUACGAUGACCACAACCGCUACGCUCGCGAGCGUGUCCAGCUCUGCCUGAAGUGGCUCAUGGACGGCUGCGAGGACGCCAACACGUUCCUGCGCAACCUGGUGCACAACACUCCUGCUCCCCCUAGUGCCACACCAGCACAGACUACGAACCUUCGCAUCGACGGCGUGCCCGGCGAGGUGAGGGUGCAGGUGCGUCCAGCUCCAAGCGAGCCGGCAAUGGCCACGCUGAAUAACAAUGGUGUCAGCGGCGCCAGUAACCCCGGGCCUGUUGCUCCAGCACGAGCUGCCAACGCCCCCGUACCGGCGGUCCCGAGCUCGAGCACCGCCAACGGCGGGCCCCAGCUUGACAACCCCCGAAGUAAUAUGCGAACCUAUCUCCAAGCGCUGGAUUGGGCGCAGGCUCAGAUGCCCCCUAGGAGUCGAACGGACGAGCUCCUGCACGACAUCAUAAACCUUGCGGACGAGGCCGCGCGGCUGGCCCUCGGGGAAAAUGGGGAGGAGACGGAAGACGAGGACUUCAUGUACUGCGUCUUGAAGCUUACCGAGCGGCUGAAAAGGGAGGGCAUCGACAUCAACCUACGCGACGCGCUUGGCGUUGAUACGGACCCGAAAUUGAGAAACUUGCGAGGCAAGCUGUGA